Molecule: messenger RNA, 1479 nt
Organism: Emiliania huxleyi CCMP1516
Lineage: Eukaryota; Haptophyta; Isochrysidales; Noelaerhabdaceae
Exons: 6
Coding region: 1-1479 (492 amino acids)
Source: RefSeq, a predicted model, not a curated record
AUGGCCGCUGUGCGGUCGCCUCGUGCCACGCCUGGCACCAAGCCGCCAACGCCGAGCGGCGGCGGCUGGUUCGACGUGGGCGGCAAGGAGCGUAUUGAGCUGGCUUCGCGCAACGAGGCCCUCGGCGAGGAGGUGCGGCUCAAGGAGGCGCAGCUCCGGAUGCUCCGGGUCCUGCAAAAGACAUCCGCGCGAGAGGGACGCAUUGACCGCUGGCGGCUGCAGACGACGGCGCCGGUCUUCUCCGCCUGGCGACGCGCGGUCACCGCGUGGCGCGCCGAGCGGCAGCUCGAGGCGGAGCGGGCCGCGAGGGCGGCAGCCGUGUCGGCGGCCGAGGAGAAGGGAGGGCAGGUGGGGGCACUCGCCGACCGCGUGGCCCGCGUAAAGAGCAACGCGCAGGCCAAGCUCUCCGAGCUCUCCGCCGCCAACCAGCUGCUCGCCAAGGCGCUGCGAGGACCGCAGCCGCCAGCAGAGGCGGCGCUCGAGGAGAAGGACAAGGCGGCCGUCUCGCUGGAGGCGCGGGUGAAGCACCUGCAGCGCACCGCCGGCGCGCAGGGCGAGCGCGAGGUCGAGCUCUCCCUGAAGCUCGAGCAGCAGGCCGACGCACUUGCGCAGGGAGAGAGGGAGAGGCAGCGGCUCGAGGCCGCGGCCGCAGCGGCGCGGAGAGAGAGCGACGCGCAGAGGGAGGCCGGGUCGGCGGCGGUGGCCAACGAGGCGGCGGCGGCGAUGGCGCUGCGGACCACGCUGGGCGCGCUGCGUGCCGCCGACUCGGAGCUCCAAGUCGCGAGAGGCGAGUGGCUGAGCAGGCAGAGGCGGCUGCUGGCGGAGGCGGCGUGUCUCAAGGCGGAGGCGGCGGCGGCGCGCACACUCGCCGUGAUCGACGAGGGCCCGCGCAGUGCGACUCCGCGGCGCAUGCCGGCCUCGCGGCAGGCGGCGCGCGGGCAGGCGGGGCAGACGCUGCUCGAGCUCCACCUCGACAAGUGGCAGCGGGCGCUGCUCGCGACGUGCGUCCCGCGUGCGGAGCGAGAGCCCGUCGCCGACGCCGAGGCGCGCGUGGAGGCGGUCUGGAGACCGCGCGAGGAGCGGCAGGUGGCGCACGUGGCGGCGCUCGCCGCGUCGCUGAGGGAGAGCGAGGCGGGGGCGGCAGAGCUGUCUGCGCACGCGAGUGAGCUUGCCGAGCGGCUGAGGGUCGAGACGGAGGCGCGGGAGAGCCUGGCGUCGCAGCUGUCUGCGACGGCGGCGGCUCUCGCGGAGGAUGAGGCGAGGACGCUCGCCUUGCUCGACCGCCAGCGAGCCGCCCGCGCCGCCAUGCUCGGCAAGAUGUCGGGCGGCGCCUCGUCGGCUGCCUCCUCGACGCCGCCCUCGCCCGGCGCCCUCGCCCCCGCGCCGCUCAGCUCGCCGUUCGGGCCCGCAGCGUCGCCCGCGGUCGCCGUGCCGCCUCCAGCCUCGCCGGCGGGCCAAGGGGACUCGCCGGCGACGUAG